UAUAUAAAAACAACUUUCAUCUCAAAUUCUCAAAUCAACAGACACACAAGAGAGAGAAAGAGAAAGAGAAAGGGAAAGAGGAGGGUCCGACCCGAAGCCUUCUCUUUCGCCGCAGUGCUUGUUUUCAGAGCUAACAAAGGAAUCCACAGAGAAAAAGGAAAGAAAGAAAGAAGAUAUAUAUCUCUCUCUCUCUCUUCUGUUUCGACGCUCUAAGAUUCUUAUUCUUCACUUCAGGUGUGCUAUUUUACACCGGGUUCCACUUCAGUUCUGAUAUCAGAUUCGCUAAAUUCUCACCACGAUUGACGAUUUUGGAGCCAAACCGCUUAAUUCUUCAAGUUUCUUUUUACGGAAAUCAAUCAUGCGAGUUUCCUUUGAUGUAAACAAGCUAAGCCAUCUAUCGUCUCGUGCAGAAUUGUGAUUGUUGAUUACGAACGGAGAGCUUAGAUUAAUAUAGGAACUUGGAGAAGAAAAUUGAGUAGGUGCGAUUGUGAUCUUAAGCUUGCUUUGGACUUGAAUCUAAACCAAGGAGCGAAGAAAACAACGGUUUCUGUUAAAUUCGGAUCUGAGGAUCUUCCAUCAGCGAGAUAGUGAGAUCCAAGCUUCAAGCUCUCAAUUCCAGCGCUGUCUUACGAAUUAAAGCCUUUUUCACGUGGUAACGGAAUUGGAUUCUAUGUGAAUUCAGAUUCUGGAAGAUUGAAAUUCAAAAUUCCGUUGAAUUUCCUGGAAGGAAUAAGAGGACGACACGAAAGAGACGGAAAAGAAUAGCAAUAUUUUUCUGGUUUUGAUGAUGGAGCUUCCUCAAGCGCGGUCAUUUGGAACCGAAGGAAGAAAACCUACGCAUGACUUUCUGUCACUCUACAGUAAUUCAACUUCCCAACAAGAUCCACGACCACCUUCUCAAGGAAGCUACCUCAAGACCCAUGAUUUCUUGCGAGUAGAAACGAAAGCCAAUACAAAGGAAGAAGCCUCGGACGAGACAUCAUCGACGGUUCAAAAGCUACCACCUGCAGCACCACAACCGCCACCUUCUGUUGAGAACCACCAGCACCUCUUACCGGGAGGGAUUGGAACUUACAGUAUUGGCCACAUUUCUUAUUUUAAUAAUAAUAAUAAUAAUAACAAUAAUAAUAAUAAUAAUAAUAAUAAUAAUAAUAAUCAAAGGGUUCCAAAGCCAGAGGCACCCCUUUUCACUGUGCGUCAAGCAACUAGCACGGAUAGAAACGAUGAAAACUCCAACUGCAGUUCUUAUACCUCAAGUGGUUUCACUUUAUGGGAUGAGUCUGCAGUUAAAAAGGGAAAGACAGGGAAGGAGAAUAAUAUUGUGGGCGACAAGCUCAUUCCCGGAGAGACACAGUCUGCGAAGCAAGGGCAUUGGACGUCCACGGAGGGAACGCCACAGUCUUUUUCUAACAAUCGUCACAACAGCUUCAACUCUCGCUCUUCUUCUCAGACAACGGGACAGAGGAAUCAGAGUUUCAUAGAAAUGAUGAAGUCAGCAAAAGAUUGUGCCCAAGAUGAAGAGCUAGACAAUGAAGAAACAUACUUUCUUAAGAAAGAGUCCUCGAAUCCUGAAAGAGCAGAACUCAGGGUGAAAGUUGAUGGAAAGAGUACUGAUCAAAAGCCAAACACACCAAGGUCAAAACAUUCAGCAACAGAACAGCGGAGGAGGAGCAAAAUUAAUGACAGAUUCCAGAUGCUACGAGAGUUAAUUCCACACAGUGACCAAAAGAGAGACAAAGCAUCUUUUUUGCUCGAGGUCAUUGAGUAUAUUCAUUUCUUACAAGAGAAGGUGCAUAAGUAUGAAGGUUCAUUCCAAGGAUGGAACCACGAGCCAGAAAAACUGAUGCCAUGGAGGAAUAAUGACAAGCCAGCAGAGAGUUUUGAAGCUUGUGGCACAAAUAGCGGGUCAGGUCCAUCGCCAACCUUGCUCUUUGCUUCAAAGAUUGAUGAGAAAAAUAUCACUCUCUCCCCACCAAUUACUGGUAGUUCUCAGAAACUAGAACCUGGCUUGAACACAGCAACUCCCUUCAAGAACAUGGAUCAUCCUCCUGGAAUAACAAACACCACUUUCCCAAUUCCUAUUUCUUCACCGCCAAACUUCUUCCCUCCUAGAAAAAGCAUUGGUCUAGGCGAAAUGCCUCACGUCACACAUAGACUUCCAUCUGAUGCAGGGAAUGGCAUAUACCAACCUUCAGUGGAGUGUCAGACUGUGACUGCUACUAAUGAAAAGUUGAAAGAGAAAGAGCUAGCUAUUGAAGGUGGUGCCAUUAGCAUAUCAAGUGUAUACUCAAAAGGGUUGUUGGAUACACUUACACAUGCACUCCAGAGUUCGGGAGUGGAUUUGUCUCAGGCUAGCAUCUCAGUGCAAAUUGAGCUUCGUAAGCAAGAAAACAUUAUCAGACCAACUCUGCCAAUGUCAAUGUGUGGCAUUAAGGGCGAUGAAGUUCCUUCUAACAAUCAAAGGAUGAUGCGCUCUAGAGUUGCUACCUCUGGGAAAUCUGACCAACCAGUAAAGAAGCUAAAGUCUUGCAAAACCUAAUUCUGCCCUCAUAUUAUUCAUUCUUUCCUUAUUAUAAUAAUCUUGAUAUUAAUUAUUAUUUGGGGUAACUUUUUCUAAAAUUAAUUUUUGGAAGGGGGAUCAAAUGAUUUAUGUCUUACUGCUGGCUUAUUAUCCAGCAAGGGUGAGAUAGACUGUACAUGUCGUGUCUUGUUAGUUUGAUGGGCUCCCCCCCCCCCCCCCCCCCAAAAAAAAGGAGAAAUAAUAUUGCAUUAUUUUACUAUCUAAAAUUAUAUCAAUUUCAGAGGCUUCCAUACUAAUUGAGAAGCUGCUUUUUUAAUCAAGGCUUCGAUUCAUGUAAAGUUUGUAAACCUUUGGUCCUUUAUCUGUUGCGUAUUUCUUUAACUUCGAUAUUUGUGGUCCAGUUGUCUGGUUAUGAUAAAGAAACUUAUUGUACUCUUUUUACUUUUAGAAUAUUUCUGUAGUAACGUAGGGUACAAAGCUUUGUAAAAUUGUACAUGACAUUUACAAUUGUGUAAAAUAUAAAUAACUUAAGCAUAAACUUUGAAGAAAAAAGCCUUUCCUUCUCAUGUCUACAUCCUACAAGCAGGCAGAACCGCAGAAUUUUUCUCCCCCCUUCCCCUCCCCCCUCUAUUUUAAAUAUUCAUAAUUAAUAUUCUAUUGAUAUUCUGUUUUGUGUUUACAGCUUUAACC
Molecule: messenger RNA, 3211 nt
Organism: Arachis stenosperma
Lineage: Eukaryota; Viridiplantae; Streptophyta; Magnoliopsida; Fabales; Fabaceae
Product: transcription factor BIM1
Exons: 12
Coding region: 785-2539 (584 amino acids)
Biological process (GO): DNA-templated transcription
Molecular function (GO): protein dimerization activity; DNA-binding transcription factor activity
Source: RefSeq, a predicted model, not a curated record